Sapajus apella (tufted capuchin) is the source of this 11163-nucleotide messenger RNA. RefSeq names its product mitogen-activated protein kinase kinase kinase 9 (gene MAP3K9). The record is from RefSeq and is a predicted model, not a curated record. Gene Ontology annotation, molecular function: ATP binding; protein binding; JUN kinase kinase kinase activity. Gene Ontology annotation, biological process: protein phosphorylation. NCBI's taxonomy places the organism in Eukaryota, Metazoa, Chordata, Mammalia, Primates, Cebidae.
CGGCGGUCGGCGGCGGGCACCGGCUGCGCGAGCAGGUACCGGCGGCGGAGGUGGCGAGGCCGCCCCCGGGGGGCGAGCGGGCAGGCGGGGACUCGGCCCGCCCCGCCCCUGGGCUGCGCGGGGCGCUCGCGCUAGGCGGUCUCCUCGAACCGCGGCCACAGCCCCGGCGAGCCGGCUGUCCCAGCCCCGCCAGCCCGGGCCCUACCUGCGGCCGCCGUCGGGGGGGUUCCUCCCAGCUCUGCGGAGGCGCAUGAACAAUAGGCGGCGGCGGCUCCUGCGGGCGGCGGCGGCCCCGCACCCUAUGGAUCGGCCGCUCCAUGGAGCCCUCCAGAGCGCUUCUCGGCUGCCUGACGAGCGCCGCCGCUGCCGCCCCGCCGGGGGAGGAUGGAGCCGGGGCCGGGGCCGAGGAGGAGGAAGAGGAGGAGGAGGAGGCGGCGGCGGCAGCGGCGGGCCCCGGGGAGAUGCGCUGCGACGCGCCGCGCCCUACUGGACGGCCGUGUUCGAGUACGAGGCGGCGGGCGAGGACGAGCUGACCCUGCGGCUGGGCGACGUGGUGGAGGUGCUGUCCAAGGACUCGCAGGUGUCCGGCGACGAGGGAUGGUGGACCGGGCAGCUGAACCAGCGGGUGGGCAUCUUCCCCAGCAACUACGUGACCCCGCGCAGCGCCUUCUCCAGCCGCUGCCAGCCCGGCGGCGAGGACCCCAGUUGCUACCCGCCUAUUCAAUUGUUAGAGAUUGAUUUUGCGGAGCUAACCUUGGAAGAGAUUAUUGGCAUCGGGGGCUUUGGGAAGGUCUAUCGUGCUUUCUGGAUAGGGGAUGAGGUUGCUGUGAAAGCAGCUCGCCACGACCCUGAUGAGGACAUCAGCCAGACCAUAGAGAAUGUUCGCCAAGAGGCCAAGCUUUUCGCCAUGCUGAAGCACCCCAACAUCAUUGCCCUAAGAGGGGUAUGUCUGAAGGAACCCAACCUCUGCUUGGUUAUGGAGUUUGCUCGUGGAGGACCUUUGAAUAGAGUGUUAUCUGGGAAAAGGAUUCCCCCAGACAUCCUGGUGAACUGGGCUGUGCAGAUUGCCAGAGGGAUGAACUACUUACAUGAUGAGGCAAUUGUUCCUAUCAUCCACCGCGACCUUAAGUCCAGCAACAUAUUGAUCCUCCAGAAGGUGGAGAAUGGAGACCUGAGCAACAAGAUUCUGAAGAUCACUGAUUUUGGCCUGGCUCGAGAAUGGCACCGAACCACCAAGAUGAGUGCAGCAGGGACGUACGCUUGGAUGGCACCUGAAGUCAUCCGGGCCUCCAUGUUUUCCAAAGGCAGUGACGUGUGGAGCUAUGGGGUGCUGCUUUGGGAGUUGCUGACUGGUGAGGUGCCCUUUCGAGGCAUUGAUGGCUUAGCAGUUGCCUAUGGAGUGGCCAUGAACAAACUUGCCCUUCCUAUUCCUUCUACAUGCCCAGAACCUUUUGCCAAACUCAUGGAAGACUGCUGGAACCCUGAUCCCCACUCACGACCAUCUUUCACGAAUAUCCUGGACCAGCUAACCACCAUAGAGGAGUCUGGUUUCUUUGAAAUGCCCAAGGACUCCUUCCACUGCCUGCAGGAUGACUGGAAACAUGAGAUUCAGGAGAUGUUUGACCAACUCAGGGCCAAAGAAAAGGAACUUCGCACCUGGGAGGAGGAGCUGACCCGGGCUGCACUGCAGCAGAAGAACCAGGAGGAACUGCUGCGGCGUCGGGAGCAGGAGCUGGCCGAGCGGGAGAUUGACAUCCUGGAACGGGAGCUCAACAUCAUUAUCCACCAGCUGUGCCAGGAGAAGCCCCGGGUGAAGAAACGCAAGGGCAAGUUCAGGAAGAGCCGGCUGAAGCUCAAGGACGGCAACCGCAUCAGCCUUCCUUCCGAUUUCCAGCACAAGUUCACAGUGCAGGCCUCCCCAACCAUGGAUAAAAGGAAGAGUCUUAUCAACAGCCGCUCCAGUCCUCCUGCAAGUCCCACCAUCAUUCCUCGUCUUCGAGCCAUCCAGUGUGAGACUGUUUCCCAAAUUAGCUGGGGCCAGAACACACAGGGGCACCUGUCCCCUGCUCUGUCCAGCCACCGACUGGUCCAGGCUUGCUCCAUCCAUAACUUCUGCCACCUCUCCUCGACAAUGUGUAUAUACAUGCACAUAUUGACACCAGGUGAAAGCAGCAAAACCUGGGGCAGGAGCUCAGUCAUCCCAAAGGAGGAAGGGGAGGAGGAGGAGAAGAGGGCUCCAAAGAAGAAGGGGCGGACGUGGGGGCCAGGGACGCUUGGUCAGAAGGAGCUUGCCUCAGGAGAUGAAGGCCUCAAGUCCCUGGUAGAUGGAUAUAAGCAGUGGUCAUCCAGUGCCCCCAACCUGGUGAAGGGCCCGAGGAGUAGCCCGGCCCUGCCAGGGUUCACCAGCCUUAUGGAGAUGGAGGAUGAGGACAGUGAAGGCCCAGGGAGUGAAGACAGUCGUCUACAGCAUUCACCCAACCAGUCCUACCUCUGUAUCCCAUUCCCUCGUGGAGAGGAUGGGGAUGGCCCCUCCAGUGAUGGAAUCCAUGAGGAGCCCACCCCAGUCAACUCGGCCACCAGUACCCCUCAGCUGACACCAACCAACAGCCUCAAGCGGGGUGGUGCUCACCACCGCCGCUGCGAGGUGGCUCUGCUCGGCUGUGGAGCCGUUCUGGCAGCCACAGGGCUAGGGUUUGACUUGCUGGAAGCUGGCAAGUGCCAGCUGCUUCCUGUGGAGGAGCCUGAGCCACCAGCCCGGGAGGAGAAGAAAAGACGGGAGGGUCUUUUUCAGAGGUCCAGCCGUCCUCGUCGGAGCACCAGCCCCCCAUCCCGAAAACUCUUCAAGAAGGAAGAACCCAUGCUAUUGCUAGGAGACCCCUCUGCCUCCCUGACGCUGCUCUCCCUCUCCUCCAUCUCCGAGUGCAACUCCACACGCUCCCUGCUGCGCUCCGACAGCGAUGAAAUCGUCGUGUAUGAGAUGCCAGUCAGCCCAGUAGAGGCCCCUCCCCUGACCCCGUGUACCCACAACCCCCUGGUCAAUGUCCGAGUGGAGCGCUUCAAACAAGAUCCUAACCAAUCUCUGACUCCCACCCAUGUCACCCUCACCGCCCCCUCGCAGCCCAGCAGUCACCGGCGGACUCCUUCUGAUGGGGCCCUUAAGCCAGUGGCCCUCCUAGCCAGCAGGAGCCCCUCCAGCAAUGGGUUGAGCCCCAGUCCUGGAGCAGGAAUGUUGAAAACUCCCAGUCCCAGCCGAGACCCAGGUGAAUUCCCCCGUCUCCCUGACCCCAAUGUGGUCUUCCCCCCAACCCCAAGGCGCUGGAACACUCAGCAGGACUCUACCUUGGAGAGACCCAAGACUCUGGAGUUUCUGCCUCGGCCGCGCCCUUCUGCCAACCGGCAACGGCUGGACCCUUGGUGGUUUGUGUCCCCCAGCCACGCCCGCAGCACCUCCCCAGCCAACAGCUCCAGCACAGAGACGCCCAGCAACCUGGACUCCUGCUUUGCUAGCAGUAGCAGCACUGUGGAGGAGCGGCCUGGACUUCCAGCCCUGCUCCCGUUCCAGGCGGGGCCACUGCCCCCUGCCGAGCGGACGCUCCUGGACCUGGACGCAGAGGGGCAGAGUCAGGACAGCACUGUGCCGCUAUGCAGAGCAGAACUGAACACACACAGGCCUGCCCCUUACGAGAUCCAGCAGGAGUUCUGGUCUUAGCAUGAAAAGGAUCAGGGUGGGCAAGGGGGACAGCCGGAGGAGACGGGGGGAGCUGGCGGGCAUAGCCCUUUCUCAGUGUUGGACCCCCUGAGAUCCAGCCCUACUUCUUGCACUGAUAAUGCACUUUGAAGAUGGAAGGGACAGGGCCACUUCAGAGGGUCUCCUGCCCUGCAGGGUCUUUCUGCCCAUGUCCACUGGAGGGGCUGUGGCCAUCAGUUCUGGCUGUGUAGGGGAGGGAGGGGUGCAUGCAUGUCCCCCACCCUCCACAGUCUUCCUUGCCUUUAGAGUGACCCUGCAGAGUCACUCAGCCAAAUCUGUCUGCUGCUCCCUCUCCUCAGCCAGUUGGGUGUGCAAAGAGCUGUCCUGGGGUCCCUUUGUUAGCCCUGAGUUUGGCUUCCCAAACACCAGUAUUGAAUGUUCUGUGAUUGAUUUUGCUCCUCCUCCGCUCUCCCCCAACACCCGGCUAUCGGAAUCUGGCUUGGUUCGAGAUGGGAGCUUUUCUGUGUCCUAAGCCUUUUCAUGCUAGCAGGAAGACUGAAAGCGAGGUGGCCCAGUGUGGGGUCAUAGGGCUUGACAGACCUGGCACUACAUAUCUUCAUUUCAGGUGCCCCACCUAUUUAUGUGAGCCCACAGGUGGAAAGGGGAACUGCCCCAGUGAGAACAGGGGCAUGGGGGUGUUGGGAAAAAUACAGUGAAGUUGCAGUGAAAAGGUUAAUGGAGCAUGUCCUUAUUCUUUUUGGAAACACUCGAAAGGCAAACCAGCAACUGUUGAAGGUACCCAUUUACCUGCUUGGGGUCAGGACCUGGUCAGACCAGGUUCAGAUGCAAUCAUAUGCUCAUCCCAGGACUAGUUUCUUGGGGGACUCACUCACUGGUGCCAGUUCUAAGUCAGAGACAAAAUUCCUGUUCCUUUUUUUGUCUAAACUAUGUGUUAUUCCCUUCCUUUGGUCUUCACUCUAAUCCCUGGAGUUGUGGGCUUUCGGUUAUGUGUUUGGUUAGUAGAUAUCACGCAGUGCCCCAGAAUAACAUACGAAGGUGGGCCCUGGGCACUGAGAGUUGGGAAUUCACUCUCAAUUGGGCCGUCCAUGUUGUGAUGCCCUUGAAGUGAAAUGGAGCCAGCAGGAGUACCUUCUGUAAAUGCAUGUGGCAAAGUGCUAUUUAUAGGGUGCCCAGGGAGCCACUGAUAUACAAUCACCUCUAGGUCCCUCAUACUGGAAACUGACCAAGGCCUGUGCUGGGCUCUGGACACGAGCUGGGUAGGAAGGAUAGCAGAAGACAACCCUGACCUUUCUGGAAGUUGUUUCCUUAACUUGAAAGUUGAGCUUCCUCUAAAGCUUUCUCACGGACGUCCUCACCAUGCCACUACUCUGAGGCCUCUUGUGUUACGUAUGAACAGUCGUUUUUAUGUGGAAAUGAUGACUUGAUUGGGAGUAGAGUCUCAAGGUCAUUCCCGUCUUCCCUGGAGACUCUCUGAAUGCUGCUCCACUGUCUUUUGUCUUGGAGUAUUUCUCUGGCAACGUUGGAGGUCACUCAGCAGGUUCCUUGCAUUUGCUGCCUGGAUGUGCAGCUGGCAACUGUGAUGAAUUGGUCGCUGCGCUUUCUCUAUAACGAGGAGAGAUGUCCUGCCUUGGGGUUGAUGAAAGGGGUGACCUUGGUUUUCAUUGUUCCUUGCUUUAUGAGCCCAUUAGCACUUUGGUUCAAGGGGCCCACCAAGUCUUGGACGGGGAGGCGCUACUGGUUUUGUUGGCCAAGGUUUUGUUACCGCUUCUCCUCUCUGUCCUUCUCUUUGUUCAGUGAAACCAAGAUGCAAAGGAUUGUUUUUUGCCCCCAUUCUCCUACUCCUGGGCUAGGAGGGAAAAAUGUGAAUUUUACCAGAAGUUCUAGCCCACCUAGUGAUCCUUCUUAAGUCUUGAUGGGGAGAAGAACAUAAAAAGUCUGUUCUGUGCCCUCCUUCCCCUGGGCCCUCCAUAACCCCAGUCUAAGCCACGGACACAUCUGUGUAUACUAGGCUCCACUAAAUAGCCCUCUUGCGGCCCUCCAAACCAUGCUGGCUGUACACAGUGCUUUAUGGUCUGAGGCAGAGAUUUUUCCUUUGCUCAUUUUUAACUUUUGCCAUUGUGUUAGGUUGCAGCCAUCUUUCCUGGAAAGAUGUAGGUAACUGAUGUAGUGUAGAUUGAAUGAUGGCCACCCGCCAUCGAGUGAGAGGUUGAAUGCCAUCCUUACUUGUCCACUGUGGGGAAAGACAAAGGAAGGCUGGGCCUUUGCUAAGGAAAUAAUUGUACCUGAAAGAAGCAAAAGCAGGGUUAUCUAACGAUGCUGCUGUGAGCAUCCACGAAGAGGAAACAGUUACCAUCUCGCAACUCCUACACACCUGGCCUCUGAUGUGCCCCUGACUGCCACCCUCUCUCUGUGGGGCAAGGCUGGAGACAGGCUGAGGAUCUGUAUAGCAGCAGGUCUCAGUGGCUUUCUACUCACUAGGGUUCCCAUGCUCUGUGGUCCUUGUCAGGAGCAGGCCCUGGAGCUGUGGAUGAAGCCACUUGAGUGGCAGUAGCUGGCCCUGGCUUCUCCUGCCUUCCCUUUGCACAAAGACAUAUUCCUUCUGCUCUUGGAAGGUGCUCACUACCUGGAAGAUGGUGAUAGGAACAGAUACUGCUCUCUGCCCCUGCUCCUUGGAUCCUUCAGCUCCUACCACUGAUUCGGAUUAUCCCCUGGGGACCCCCUUGGGGAUCCAGACUGCUGCCAGGAGGUUGAGUAGAUACCUCAGUUAUCUGGAUGUUAUUUCUGAGAGGCUUUGGUGGAUACCCUUCACUUGGCAUCCUGUGGCAUCCCUAGGGUCUUCUGGUAACAAUAAUAGCAACAAUGGUAUCUUACAUUUGGGACAACUCAGAAUAGUGCUAACUUUUCCUCCUGACCUUUGCAAAAUGACAUCAUUUUCCCUGUACAUUUGAUACACUUGCUAGUAGAGAAGCAGAAAUGCUUAAAGAUGAAAAUUCAAGUGAAGAGAAAUUAAAAAGUGGCUUGGACUAAUUGCUGAGUGGGGCCACCGGGCUCUGAGAACUGAACAGGUUGGCUGCAUUCCCCAUUCUGCUUUUGCUGUGUGGCCAUAGGCUUGUCUCUUUAGCCCCUCUCAGAUUUCCUUCCUUUAAAAGCAGUCAUCACAUGCUUCCCUCUCAAGGGCGUUGGGUGUAUGUAUCAGAGAAGGUCAGUGAAGCACCGCAGCUCCUUGCCAGCUCCUAGAGGGAGCUUGCUUCAUCUCUACAGGGUGAGUUGCUGAAGUUGAGACCUUUGCCUGGAGGGAACUUGCCUUUUGUCCUUUGGCUUCUAGAAGAGGAGUGAUUUGGAGGUGGCUGAGCAUGACUAAUGGGGGCCCAUCAGGCCCAUACCCUUCUGCUGCAUUUAUGUAGCACCUGGUGUUGACAAGCAUUCCUCCUGAUUCCCCCACUUAACUUGUCGGACACAGUCUGCCAAUGUCAUCCUCACCAUUUGUGUCUUACAGAGAAGGAAAUGGGAGAGGAAGGUUGGUAGCAAUGUCAGAGUGACAGUUGGCUGUCUCUGAUUUCUUGGGGUCAUCAGUCUGAUUUGUUUAGAGCCUGGAAUCAUCCCAAUUCCUGGAAGAAUCUUUGGAAAAGUGUCCCCUUGUCCUUAGGGACAUAUGUCAUGGUCACUAAGACCCCUUUCCCUCAGGCUGCUGUUGCUCAGAGACACAAUGAGCAACAUCUAGAUGUCCUAGAUACCCCUAGGACAUCUAGACCUGACUUUUCAGGAACUGUUUUGCCUCUGUGGUCUCCGCAUUGGAGUCCUCCCUGCCUUCUCCUUCCCCUGUGUGAAGGAAACACCUCCCUAACCAUCCUAACUCAUCCAGCUCACUUUUAACAAAGCAAAGAGCAGAGGGCACUGAAGACUGGAUGGUUGUGAAGGCACACCUUGGGUUGGAAACCGUGCUGGCAGGAACCUGGUGAUUAGAGCUGCCUGCUUCCUGGGUGUGUGAAUUUGCACAUCUUUUUCCCUCUCUGGGCUUUAAAAGCCUUCUGUGAGCUGGGGACGAUACUAUCUACUUUCCCUCCCGAAGCCCUUCUAACUUUAAAAUGUAUGGUCCUGGAGCUCUGAGACCUGCACAGAAACUGCAGCCUUGCUAGAUGGCUUCCCUUGUGCAGAGAAGUGUGCGUGUGUAUGAAAUAUAUGUACAGUUUUAUGUUAAAAACCGUCGAAUAUCAGCUGUUUCGUAUGGAUUAACCUAAGGUACCUGCCUCUCUCUUUGGCUUUAGGUCUGAGAAUGACUUGUCUUUGUCAAGGUAUGCUAUUGUUAGAAACACAUUACCAAAUGCAUCUCUUCUUUCAGAUCAGCAUAUUCCUAGACUAGGAAUUCAUAUUAAUGAAAAUUCACAUAUGAAAGGAAAACCCAUUGCUAUUUCUGGGGAGGACCUCAGUCCUGGGCUUUCCCCUGAUAUUGCUACCUGGAUGGCAGGAGGAGGAAGUGGAAAUCCUGCUGAUUAAGGCUAAGUAACAGGGUUUAGGUGCCUAAUUAGCAUGACCCAGCCCGGGACUUCCAGUUGGCUAUGCAGGCCAGGUGAGUCUCUUACGGACUUCCUCUCAGACUGCUGUUUCUCAUUUUGUCCUGAUGAGAUAUUGAUGGUCAUGUCCACACCCUUCCUCAUCCUUUUCCCUUCUUGGGCCCUAAAACUACCUUGGCCUCUCUAGGCUGUUCAGGGAAUCCUGGCUUGCGCGGCAGCAUGUUGGGCUCACUCUGUGAUCAGCAGCCAGUAGGACUGGUCCUUCCUGAUUCUUACUGCCUGUGGUUCCCCAACCCCUGCAAGCCUGCUUUGGGCCUUGAGCUGGAAAGAGAAGAGCCCUGGGGGCCAGCUGGUUCUGGGAGCUGAGCUUUUCCACACCUCUUUGUUAACCCUUGGAAACAGACCCGCCUUUCCCCGACCCAUCUUCCUACCUGUCUUGUCUGACCUGCCCUCCUUGAAGGCACUCACCACCUAGUUUUACUAGGCUGAUUGGCAGGUGUGGACAUGAUAGGUGUCUAACUAGUUAGGUGUCUCAGGAUGGGACACCAGAAUACAAUUCCAGGUGUGCACAGACAGGCCUCUGCUAGUGGGACAUGUAGGGUAGGUGUGUGGGCAUUCUGAACCCAAUGGUCAGAGUAGCCACAAGCGGAGCCCUGGGGAGCGAAGGUCCCAGGGACAUGGUGUUCCUUGCCCUGCGCUCACAAAGUCCAAGGCUAGGUUUCUGAAGUAGUAUGCCGCCGUUCCUGAGAUCCUUCACACCUGGACACGUACCCAGACAAAGCCUGACUGAAAAUUUUGAUACUGCAUUCAUCAUGGAAUUUUUCAAUAACUCUGAUUUUUUUAAAAAAAUUGCAUUGCAAUAUGGUUUAUCAUGAUUACUGAAGUUCUUUUUCUUUUUUUGGUGCCCCCUUACAUUUUGCACCAAAGGCGAGGGCCUCACUCUACUCUAGACGCAGUUCUGCCUGCCCCUCACCUGGACCUGUGAGAGGGACUUAAGUACCACUGUGAAAUAGGUUUCAUGUUUUGUUCUUACCCUUCCCCUCAAGUCCUGAGUGAGACAGCAGCUCUCUGGGAGUGCUUGAGUUUAAAUAGGAGUGUAGACUUAUAGCAGAGUUUUUAACUUUGGAUCUACACCUGGGUGUGACAUUUCCUUGGUGUUCUCUGCCUGCCUUUCCAGCUCUUUGCAGCCCUGAGGACACUUGUGGGAGUGUGUGCGCUCUGCAGAGAAAGGAAGUGAUUAGGGCAGAGAGGCCCCUUUAGAUUCUCAUCUUAAACCUCUUUGGAACAUCUUUGAAUUCUAGGAGAAGUGAAUAAACUUCAUUCAUUCUCUCUUCCAGAUUUCAGAAGAGACUGAAGCAAAUGGAGGCUUUUUCACUCCCUGGCAUGCCAGGAGCCACUCUCCCUAGCUCUGUGCCUACACAAUGAGUCUUCAGAAUUUGGCUCGUCACAUCCUCUGCUAGUAUCAUUUCCACCACCCUCAUCAUCCUCUGUCAUCUUUAUUUCAUCCUCAUCAUUUCUCUCUACCUCCAGUUCAGAAGCCAUGCUGGCUGUAGCUCUUUUCUUCAUCACCAUCAGAGUGAGGCAUAGAUGUAUCCCGGCCUAGGUAUGGAGACUAGUAAUAAAUGAUAAGAAAUAAUUAAACUUUUUCCACGUGGGGAGUGUUAUUCUAGCAAUUCAUAUAUAUAUAUAUAUAAUUUUUGACUCCUUACAAUAAUUCUGGGAGAUGGAUUUACCCCCAUCUAAGGAUGUGGAAACCGAGGCUCUGAUAGUUGUGUGAUUUGCCCAGGGUCACACAGCAAGGAAGCAAGUUGCUGAUCUGCUUUGUUCCAAAGCCAUCUCUGUUUUUCCUCUGAGCACAUUUCUAAGCCACUGCUAAGGCGCUCUGAGAUAAAGUUGGCCUAGCUCAGGUCCACCUAGGUUUUGAGAUUGCCCUUUGCCCAAGGAGGAAUUGUGUCCUUGGCUCGCCUGUCAUCUGCCUGUGAUUGGACUUGCACCCAGGCUGGAGUGCAGGUCUCAGCUGACAUCCUCGAUGCUGCUGGCUGCCUUCCUCUCCCUGUUGCCUCUCCAGUGACUCCAGGGGUUUGAAGCACACGGGAGUUGGACAUACCAAUUCUGUAGCUCUUCUCCAAACACCACUGAAGGCUGUGAGCCUCUCUCCUGUUUCCAGCCCGCAGGUGCCCCACUGUGGCUCUUCAUUCCAGCUUCUCACUUUUCUCCUAGUCUCUUGAGCUUGGAAGCCUUACUGUAGCUCGUGUCUCCUCCCUGGGCGUUUGAAGUCAGGCUUUUGCCUUUCUGGCACAUUGAGCCACAUGCCCUUGAUAACCAGUUGUGGCAAAGAAGGGAGGUGAUGAACUUGCUCAUUUUCUUGUCUGAUUUCCCUCACCUCACUUCUUAUCCUGCACAUUGACUCACAACCACUCCCCCACCCCCGACCCCCAGAUAUCUUAUAGUCUAAGGCAAUCUUUUAGAGGAUUAAGGAAGGGAGUUGGAGAUGGGUUUUACUUAGUUCACAGAAAAGCUUUCUUUGGGAUUUUCCUCCCCCUUAGGGCUUUUAAGUCUAGGUGAAGUGAAAGUUCACGUAGGUGUUUGUUUGGUUCCUCUGUAAUUAGCUACGAGUUUUUAUCCCUAGACCUCCUCUGCUCCAGUGUCUUGCCCACGUAUCCUGCCCCGUGUCCUUGAAUUCCCAUUUUGCUUUGGGAUUUAAGUUAUUGUAUGUUGUCAACAAUAUUUAAAGAUGAAAAAGUCCUGAAGGAAACUUAUCAGAUUCUUUCCUUUGGCUUUUUUUUUUUUUUCUUUCACGGUACUGUAAAUUGUUAACUAGGGAUGCCAAGCAGGCUUGGUCCAGUGGCUAAACCUCUUAUUGUAUUACAGUGUAAUGCCGAUCUCAGCCUGGUCCCAAUGCCAGAGCACACAGAGACUUGAAUAAAACUGUUAUAACGAUUA